This is a messenger RNA of Drosophila montana, 14411 nucleotides long. It is a transcript of the gene kug, whose product is annotated as kugelei. The transcript is spliced from 23 exons. Lineage: Eukaryota; Metazoa; Arthropoda; Insecta; Diptera; Drosophilidae. The record is from RefSeq and is a predicted model, not a curated record. Gene Ontology annotation, molecular function: calcium ion binding. Gene Ontology annotation, cellular component: plasma membrane. Bases 221 to 14296 code for a protein of 4691 amino acids. Gene Ontology annotation, biological process: homophilic cell-cell adhesion.
UGGAUAUACCUCAAUGCAGCUUAAAAUGUUUUCAAAACAAAAUUAAUACAAAUAAAUGAACGGUGCUUACCUAACGAAAUAUAACAGAAGCAAAGAGAAAUCGCCGGCACAAAACUCGUCCAACAGCAACAUCUGUCCGUGCACUUGCCCAGCGAUUGGGGCACAGCCAAAAUCGUUCUUGUAACUUAAAGACUGAAUACCAUGUGGACAAAACUAGCUAAUGUCUAAUAUGCAUUUAAACAAUUAUGCCCAAACGGUUAAGAGAAAAAAAGCCUUUUUACUUCAGUGGACAUCACUAAUAAGUUUUAUCUGCUUAAUUCAACCUGCAUUUUCAACGGACGACGGCGAUGGAAGUCCACUCCUUAAUCAGAAGUCGCAAUUCGAUAAAAAGCCCGACUUUCGCCAUCAAGUCUAUAAUGUUACGAUACCGGAGAACAGUCUGGGCAAAACAUACGCCAAAGGUGUAUUACAUGAGGACUUGGCCGGAAUUACGCUUGACGCAAAAUACGACAUUAAAUAUAGAAUAAUAAGCGGCGAUAAGGAUAAGCUCUUUAAAGCCGAAGAAAGACUUGUCGGCAACUUUGCCUUCUUAAGUAUUCGAACCAGAACUAGCAACAUCGUCUUGAACAGGGAAAAAACCGAGGAAUAUAAUCUGAAAGUUCGCGCUCAUAUAAGCUAUACGCGCGGUAAAAACAUCUCGAGUUACGAAACCGAAACGGCGAUUCAUGUACAGGUCUUAGAUCGAAAUGACCUAAGUCCAUUAUUUUAUCCAACUGAAUAUGCGGUUACCGUUCCUGAGGACACUCCAAAACACCACAGUAUUUUAAAAGUUAUUGCGGAUGAUGCCGACUUAGGGAUCAAUGGCGAAAUCUAUUAUAGUUUCUUAAUGGACAGCGAAAGCUUCGCCAUUCACCCAACCACUGGAGACAUAACCAUCCUGAGGCAGCUUAACUAUGCAGACAAUUCACAUUACGAGCUCACGGUUCUGGCCAAUGACAGAGGCUCCGCCAUUAACCAGCAGCACCAUCAGGCCAGCAAAGCGAGAGUUUCUAUAACUGUGAAACAGGUUAACCUAAACGCACCCGAAAUAUAUGCAAAAACAUUCUCGAGUGUGAUACCAAAUUCAGGUUCUCUGAUUUACGGAAUAGUACGAGUAAAUGAUAAGGAUGCUGGUAAAAAUGGAGAGAUACAGAAAUUGGAAAUAUUGGACGGAAAUCCAGAUGGUACAUUUCAGUUAUUGCCCGCAGAGACGAGAGACGAGUAUUAUAUUGAACUGAAUAAAUUCGCAAAGUUAGCUGAACAACACUUUGCCUACAACUUAACACUGCGAGCCGAAGAUUUUGGCACACCCUCCAGAUUUACAUUUAAAACAGUUACGAUUCAAAUACUGCCGGAAAUCAAAAAUGUACCGAUAUUUACACAGGAAAUUUACGAAGUCUCGAUACCGGAAACAGCGCCGAUCAACAUGCCAGUUAUAAGACUUAAAGUAAGCGAUCCCGAUUUGGGAAAAUUUGCUUUGGUUUAUUUGGAAGUAGUUGGUGGCAACGAGGGCGGCGAGUUCCGUAUAAAUCCGGAUUCUGGCAUGUUAUAUACACAAAAGCAGCUUGAUGCCGAAACGAAAUCCAGCUACACAUUAACUGUAUCUGCGAUUGAUCAAGCCGAUGUUGGAUCCCGGAAGCAAUCAUCUGCCAAAGUGAAAAUUACCAUCGAGGAUAUGAAUGAUAAUGAUCCGAUAUUUGAAAAUAUGAACAAAGUCAUAUAUAUAAAUGAAAAUGAAUUGGCCGGCUCAUUCGUGACAAAACUGACAGCGAGGGAUAGGGAUUCUGGUGAAAAUGCAUACAUAUCCUAUAGUAUAGCAAAUCUAAAUGAAGUUCCAUUCGAGAUAGACCACUUUUCCGGAGUUAUAAAAACAACUAACUUGAUUGAUUAUGAAACAAUGCGUAGAAACUAUACACUUCUGAUACGCGCUUCCGAUUGGGGAUUGCCCUAUAGAAGGCAAACUGAAAUUGCACUGGAGAUUAUUGUAAAGAACGUGAAUGACAAUAGGCCGCAAUUUGAGCGAGUUAACUGCUAUGGAAAAGUAAUCAAAUCUGCUCCAAUUGGCUCUGAGGUGUUCACCAUUUCGGCAAUUGAUCUUGAUGUGGGAGAUGUGAUAUCAUAUCGGUCAAUAUCGGGCAAUGAAGAUGGCUGCUUUAAUUUGGAUUCAAAUUCGGGAACUUUUUCCAUUGGCUGCAACCUUAUGGAUGUUGCUGUCAACGAUCGAGUCUUAAGAGUAUCGGCCACAGAUGGGACUCACUUUUCAGAUGAGCUGAGUAUCAAUGUACAUCUCGAUAUGGAUUACUCAAGGGAACAGAUGAAUUUAUUGCACGGGUACGGGACAUUCGAGUGUCGGGAAACUGGCGUAGCCAGAAGACUGGCGGAAACAUUGGCGUUAGCCGAAAAAAACAACGUAAGAAAUGUUUCGUUUCUUGAAGUAAACGACUUGGCACUGACGCCCAGCAGAUAUGGCCAAAAUAUCCAUAAACCUGAAAUAAUAAACUUUCCCCAAGAGCUUACCCUAAAUGAAAGUGUUCAAUUGGGAACAACGGUAGCUGUGAUCGAAGCCAGGGACCGAGAUUUGGGAUAUAAUGGAAAACUUGUAUUCGCGAUUGCAGACGGCGACUACGAUUCGGUAUUUCGCAUUGAUCCCGACAGCGGCGAGCUACAGAUUAUUGGCUACUUGGAUAGAGAACGCUUAAGCGAGUAUAUUUUAAAUAUAACCGUCUAUGACCUGGGUCACCCGACCAAAUCGGACUCGAAAAUACUACCCAUAACAAUAACCGAUGCAAACGAUAAUCCCCCCGUACUACAAAAAUCGUUAGCUACCCUUCGCCUAACAGAAAAUGCCCCAAAAGGAAGUGUCGUCUAUUGUGUGCAUGCAACCGACGCAGAUCUGGGAAUAAACGCAGAAAUAACAUAUACCCUAGCUGUCGAAUUAAAAGAAUUUACUAUUAAUAAAACAACUGGCUGUAUUGUUUUGAGUGAGCAAUUAGAUCGAGAGCAGACAGAUAAAUAUGAAUUACACAUAGUUGUUAAAGAUUCUGGGGAUCCUGUAUUAUCAGCGGAAGCAGUUGUAUAUAUUUUAGUUGACGACGUUAACGACAAUGCCCCAAUAUUCGGGGUGCAAGAGUAUAUGUUCAAAAUUCGCGAGGAUGUGCCUCGAGGUACUGUUGUGGCUGUUAUCGAAGCAAUUGACAAAGAUGUGGGCGAAAAUGCCGAAAUACUCUUCUCACUCAAGGAGGAUACACAGGAUAAGAAUCUGUUCAAAAUUGAUAAGCACUCUGGUGCCAUACGCACCGAAGGCUAUUUAAAUUAUGAGAACCGUCAAGUACACAACCUUGUUAUUAGCGCUAUAGACUGUGGAGUCCCUUCAUUAACAGCCGACAUGCCCAUAGUGAUAGAAAUUAUUGAUGUCAAUGAAAAUCGGUUCGCUCCAGAGUUCGAAGACUUUGCUUAUGAGGGAAAAAUAAGAGAGAACAUGCCGAAAGGCACUUUGGUCAUGAACAUUACCGCUAGGGAUAUGGACGGAAUGGAUAUAAAUGCCAAGAUAUCUUAUUCAAUUACUGGUGGAGAUGGACUAGGAAUUUUUUCUGUUAAUGAUCAAGGUUCUAUUCACUCUUUAACCCAACUUGAUGCCGAAACGAAGAACUUUUACUGGUUAACUUUAUGCGCUCAGGAUAAUGCGAUAGUGCCACUUAGUAAUUGUGUCAAGGUUUACAUCGAAGUUGAAAAUGAAAAUGAUAACAUUCCAUUAACGACCAAACCAGUCUAUUAUGUAAAUGUAACUGAGGGCACCUCCGGAAAAACUGAUAUCAUUCAACUCAAAGCAAUAGAUCCGGAUAUUGAUCCUUUACAAACAAUUACCUACAGUAUUACUUCUGGAAAUCAUGUAGGAUACUUUGAUAUAGAGCCGCAUACAGGAUUGCUUAAAACGACGGAACGAAAGCUAGACAGAGAGAAUCAAUCAGAACAUAUUUUGGAGGUAUCUAUAUCUGACAACGGAUCUCCCAUAUUAACGUCUACUACGCGUGUUGUGGUGUCCGUUUUAGACAUAAACGACAAUAGCCCAGUAUUUGAUCAACGUGUUUACAAAGUUCAAGUUCCUUCAACGACAAAUAUGAACGAAUCUAUAUUUCAGGUUCACGCAAUUGACAACGACGACGGUGAAAAUAGUCGCAUAACAUAUUCGAUAAAAUCGGGAAAGAAAAAAAAUAAGUUCCGUAUCGAUAGCUUUAGUGGACACAUUUUUUUUACAAAGACAUUAGAACCUGACUCUGAAUUUGAAAUUAAUGUUAAAGCUGAAGACAAUGGAAUCCCCAAGAAAAGCCAAACCACGCUAGUUAAUAUAGGUGUUAUUCGUGUAGCUUCCAAUUCUCCGAACCCUCCUGCAAUAGCGAAGAAGUCCAUAAAUAACAUUGUAGAUCUGACGGAAAAUGAUAAACCUGGUUUCCUGGUGACUCAGAUUCUAGCAUUUGAUGAAGAUAACGACCAGCUAUGGUAUAAUAUUAGUGGAGGAAACGAAGGGAAUCAUUUUUACAUUGGAAGAGAUACUGGAAAUGUGCUGCUAUCAAAGUUUUUGGAUUAUGAGACACAAACAUCCUACAAUCUGUCUAUUAGUGUAACUGAUGGCUCAAACACAGCACACACUUGGCUAUUUAUACAAGUUGUCGAUACGAACGACAAUGCUCCGCAAUUUACUAAAGAGAUAUAUCACGUUAAUAUAUCUGAGAACAUUGAAGAGGAAUCCGUGAUUAUGCAACUCCAUGCAACUGAUAGAGACGAAGAUAAAAAGUUAUUUUACCAACUACAUGCUACCCAAGACCCAUCAUCGUUAACUUUAUUUCGCAUAGAUUCCAUUAGCGGCAAUGUAAUAGUCACCCAGAAACUUGAUUUUGAGAAGACUUCACAACAUAUUCUAAUUGCGUUCGUUAAAGAUCAAGGAACGCCGGGAAAGAGGGAUUAUGCAAAGAUCAUAGUAAAUGUUCAUGAUCACAACGAUCAUUAUCCCGAGUUCACAACAAAAAUUAUUCAAAGUAAAGUUCCCGAAAGUGCUACGAUAGGCUCCAAACUGGUUCAAGUUACGGCCAUUGAUCGAGAUAGUGGCAAAAAUGCUGAACUACGUUACUCCAUCAUUACCGGCAACGUGGGAAGCAUGUUUGAAAUUGAUUCGACAUUUGGAAUUAUAUAUUUAGCCGCUUCCCUGGACAUCAACAAAAUGCAGGAAUAUAUGUUACAAAUAAAAGCUAUAGAUCUUGGGCAGCCUCCGUUGUCAUCUCAAGUGCCAGUUCAUAUAAUAAUUACCAUGUCUGAUAACGAUCCUCCUAAGUUUUUCGCCGACGUUAUUUCAUUGGAAAUGUUUGAAAAUUUGAGUAUUGGAUCAUUUGUAACUCAAGUAGAAGCACGAUCUUCGUCAUCAAUUUUCUUCGAUAUUAUUGAUGGUAACAUUAACGAAAGCUUUCGGAUUAACCCGUCUACAGGUGUAAUUGCUAUCAACGCCAAUGUGGACUAUGAACUAAACAAAAUUUUCAACCUAACCAUCAAAGGAACUAACAUGGCUUCUCAGUCUUCCCACCAAAAUUUAAUAAUUCAUGUUUUAGACGCUAACGAUAAUGUUCCAAAAUUUCUGCAAAGCGAAUAUAUAGGACGUGUUUCAGAGGCCGCCGGCUUGGGCUCAUAUGUACAAAUAAUUGACGAUAAGAAAAAAAGUCAUUUAACACUGAAUGUAUUUGACGCGGACGUCGGAUUAAACGGAAUGUUGCAAUUCAAUAUCCUUGAUGACUUAGCGAAAAAUAUGUUUAAAAUCGAUUCAACUACAGGAGCUAUUGAAAUUUUACGCAGUCUAGACUAUGAAAAGAAGACCAAUUAUUCAUUUUUUGUAUCGGUUAAUGACAUGGGUAAACCCAACUUAUACUCAAAUACAAAAGCUCACGUAAUAAUUCUCGUGAGUAAUGUAAAUGAUUGUCCACCUGUAUUUAAAGAUAGAGAUCUCAAUGUUACUUUGUUUCUGCCAACGUUUGAAAAUGUAUUUGUGGCCCGUAUUGCUGCAUUUGAUGCCGAUAACGAUGUCAUUCGUUACGACAUUGUUGAUGGAAACAACCAAGAAUGCUUCCAAAUACAUCCAAUCACAGGAUUAUUAACGACAAGAAAUUACGAAUUUAUAAGCAAUGAAUACAUUUUGCACGUUCGCGCAUCUGAUGGAUUGUACUCUACCAUUCUCCUCGUAAAUAUCAACGUUGAACAAAUAGUUAAUUCAAAUUUCGUAUUUCAAAAGAAAAUAUACGAGUUUUCGGCUCUUGAAAAUACCACCAAAGUUGCGACAAUAGGAUUGUUAAAUGUCAUUGGAAACACAUUGAAUGAAAAUGUUGAAUACCGAAUUCUGAAUCCAACAGACAUGUUUGCAAUUGGAAUAACUUCCGGAGCUAUUAAAACUACUGGAGUAAUGUUUGACCGCGAAGUACAAGAUAUGUAUAAGAUCUUUGUUGAAGCGAAAUCAUCUAUAUUUAAUAGGGACAAUACCAGCAUUCGCAGAGCAAUCACAUCAGUUUAUAUAUCUGUGCAAGACAUAAAUGAUAACUGUCCCAUGUUUGUCAACAUGCCAUAUUACGCUUCUGUAUCGGUUGGCUUUACGAAGGGAACAGUUAUAAUGAAGGUGAAAGCCAUAGAUCUAGACAGUGCCGAGAAUGGAGAGGUUCGAUAUGAGCUCAAAAAAGGAAACGGUGAACUUUUCAAAAUAGAUAGAAAAACUGGCGAGUUGUCAAUUAAGCAAAGUAUCGAAGGACAUAAUCGAAAAUACGAUUUAACCGUUGCUGCAUGCGAUGGAGCUGUAAUUUCCUGCUGUACAGAAGUUCCAGUUCAAAUAAAGGUGAUAGAUCGGUCCAUGCCCAUAUUCGAAAAGCAAUUUUAUUCUGUUAGCGUAAAAGAAGACGUUGAAAUGUAUACGGCUCUGUUUGUAUCCAUCCAAGCUGAGAGCCCAUUGAAAAGGAAACUGAUCUACACAAUAUCCACUGAUAACGCUGAACAAUUUUUUGAAAUUGACUAUAGAACAGGGUCUUUGUAUGUGGUCAACGAGCUGGACUACGAGGAAAAGAAUAUACACGAAAUAUCAAUCCGAGCUACUGAUAGUAUUUCUGGUAUCUAUGCCGAUGUGUUAUUAUCCAUAACAGUAAUUGAUGUCAAUGAUUGUUAUCCGGAAAUCGAAAAUGAUAACUAUAACAUAACCUUGCCGGAAAAUAUUCCAUUCGGAUCACAGAUAUUAAAAAUAAACGCAACUGAUAGGGACUCUGGUGCAAAUGGAAAAUUAUCAUAUUUCAUAGAAUCCAUCGAUGGUCGCAAUGAUUCCGAUACAUUUUACAUCGAUGUUAGUGAAGGGUACUUGUACCUAAAAACUUCAUUGGAUUAUGAGUUAAAAACCCACCAUCACGUUGUUGUGCAUGUUAAAGAUCAUGGUUCUCCGCAGUUGUCUUCGAAAUGCAAUGUUUUUAUUGCAGUUAAAGAUCUGAAUGAUAACUCACCGAAGUUUAUUGAGCCAUCUUUCAAUACAAAGUUGUCAGUAGCAGCAACCCGUGGUCAAUUUGUGGCUUUGCCUAGAGCGUUUGAUGAUGAUAUAUCCGACAUUAAUUUUCUGCAAUACAAAAUUGUAGAUGGCAACGAUUUACAAACGUACAGCAUUAAUAAGCAAAGUGGAAUUAUUUCUCUUCAAAAUAUGUUAAAUUUCACCGACAAGCCCAACACAAUUUUAAAUAUUUCAAUUUCCGAUGGAAUUCAUACAAGCUUUGCACGGUUAAAAAUUACGUUAGUUCCGGAAAAUGUUCAUAGUCCACAGUUUGAAGAAAUUGUGUAUAAAGCAUCGAUAUUGGAAAAUAUGCCGCAUGGACAUGAAAUAAUCACGGUCAAAGCAAUUGAUAAUGAUUUUGGACAAUACGCCAGUGUUUACUACGAAAUUGCGUCUGAAGAGAUGAAAAAGUAUUUUGAAAUAAAUCGUAAUACUGGUUUAAUUACAUCAAAAGUUGCAUUUGAUCGAGAAAUCAAAGAUGAAUACGUCCUGCAGUUAAAGGCAAUUGAUGGCGGAAGUAAAUUUGGCUUUGCAACUCUGAGAGUGUCAAUCGAAGACGUUAACGACAAUAGCCCGCAUUUCUUUUUAAAAGAAUAUAAAAUUGUUAUAAGCUCCUCAAUUAAGCCCAAUGAUACCAUAUUGACAGUAAAAGCCAUAGAUAAAGAUAUUCAUGGAAAUGGCGCUGUCAAAUAUACUAUCGUUCCUGACUCAAUGAAAAGCAUUUUAGAGCACAAAAUCUAUUUAAAUGAAAGUAAUGGAAAUAUGAUUUUUAUCGGCGAUUCACAGAAAUUUGAAAAGGGCGUAUUCCAAUUUUUUGUUCGAGCUUCUGACUCUGGAGAACCGUCAUUGCAUACCGAAAUUCCGGUUUCUCUUGAAAUAGUUGACUCUGAAGUGAUAAUUCCAGUUUUUGAAAAAAGUCACAUCGUUCUUAAAGUAAUAGAAUCUACAUCACCAGGAACUGUGCUAACAAAACUCAAUGUGCAUGGAAAUUAUUCAUUAAAGUUCUCGACAUCAGAAGAAAACUCUAUUUUUGCAAUAUCUGAGAAUGGAGAAUUGAUUCUUAUGCAAACAUUGGACCGUGAACAAAAUGAAUUGCAUUAUUUAGUUGCCGUAGCCGAAACAAUGACCUUGCCAGUUCUUUAUGCAUAUGCAGACGUUUAUAUACAUGUUACUGAUGAGAACGACAACUAUCCCAAAUUUGAUAACACAAUUUAUAAUACUGAUGUAGCGGAAAAUACAGAUAAAGUAGCGUCCAUAUUAAAAAUAACCGCAACUGAUGAAGAUACCGGAUCAAAUGGUGAUGUACGAUACUACUUUGACGAUGAAUCAAACGGUAUACGAAACAUUUUUGACAUCGAUAUUUAUACUGGAUGGAUCACUCUUUUGUCCUCCUUGGAUAGAGAAGUACAAUCAGAGUUUAACCUGAAAGUAAUCGCCACAGACAACGGCCAUCCGAAACACGAUUCAAAAGUUCCAGUCUCUAUCAAGAUAAUUGAUUACAAUGACAAUGGACCGCAAUUUAAAUUACCCAAUGACCAGAUUUCUAUUUCUGAAAACGCCCUUCCAGGAACUGUUCUAAAAAAUUUAUUGCUUAUAGACCCGGAUAGUGAGAAGCAAACUAUGGAAUAUUAUAUAAUUUCUGGAGAUAGUCAAUCGCAAUUUCAAAUUGGCAAAACAGGAGAGUUGUUUAUAUCCAGACCUCUCGACAGAGAGCAAAUUUCAUUUUACAACUUAAGCAUCUUAGCAACAGAUGGAAAGUUUACCGCCAUGUCGAAUGUUCAAGUGCAAAUAAAGGAUGUCAACGAUAAUAUGCCAUACUGCCUAAAACCUCGUUAUCACAUUACGUUAAAUGAAUCAAUCGCGAUUGGAUCAACAAUAGUUGAAGUAAAAGCCGUGGAUUUUGACUUGAGUAAUGAUUUUAAGUUACGAUAUUACAUAUCUGGAAAGGGUUCAACUGACUUUGUUAUUGGCAAAGAGAGUGGAGUUUUAAAAGUAGCGAAGCUUCUGGACCGAGAACGAACUUCAAAGUAUAAAAUGUUGGCACAUGUUCAGGAUGGCAAAGAAUUCAUAAGAGAGUGUGUUUCUGAGAUAAUAAUUACAGUCAAUGAUAUAAACGACAAUGCACCCAUAUUUUCUAUGCCCAAUUAUAGAGUAAGCAUACAAGAGGACGCUCAGCUACAAACGCUGGUUACGAAAGUUCAUGCUACUGACAAAGAUUUUGGCAUAAAUCGAAAAAUCAAGUACUCAUUAAUUGGCACAAAUAGUGAUUAUUUUGAAAUAUCAAAAUCAACCGGAAUAAUAAAAUUGGAAAAAAAUCUUGACCGUGAAACCAUUUCAAUAUAUAAUUUAACACUUAUAGCUGAAGAUUAUGGCAAACCAAUAAUGUCAUCAGUGGCUAAUAUCGUUAUAAACAUUUUGGACAUAAACGACAAUCCUCCGGAAUUCAGCUUACGGCAGUACAGUAGUCACGUGCAUGAAAAUGUCACACAAGGAUUUGAAGUUUGUACGGUUCAUGCUACAUCAAAAGAUAUUGGCGUGAAUGCUGAAAUAUCGUACUACAUAAUAAGUGGCAAUGAACAGCGUAAAUUCAACAUCAAUUCCAGUACAGGCGUAUUAUGGGUUAACGGAACACUGGACUAUGAGAAAACUAAAUUUUAUUUCCUCACCGUUCAAGCUAUUGAUGGAGGCAGUCCGCCACUUAGUAACAUUGCAUAUGUAAAUAUAUCUAUAGAUGAUGUUAAUGACAACACGCCAACGUUUACGCAAAAUAUUUACCGAGCUAGUGUGAAAGAAGAUGUUAAUGUAAAUCUGCCGAUAAUAGAUGUAAAGGCCACUGAUGAGGACUCCAACUUAAAUGGCAUCAUAAAAUACAACAUUGUGAAAGGUGAUAGCUUAAGUCAAUUUAGCAUAAAUAUCAGCAACGGAACAAUAAGCCUGGCAAGGCCUCUUGAUCGUGAAACCAUUUCAGACUAUGCACUGGAAGUGCAAGCCUGCGAUUUGGGGAUCCCGGAGCGGUGUAACAGUGUACAAGUUAAUGUCGUUGUUCUGGACGCAAAUGAUAACGCACCAGUUUUUUCGCAAGCAAACUACAGUGUAGUCCUACAAGAAAAUAGGCCUCUGGGCUAUGUUUUUAUUACAUUCGAUGUUACCGAUGCUGACGAAGCACCCAACUCUAUACCUUAUACAUAUGAUAUACGCUCUGGAAAUGAGGGAGGACUUUUUCGGCUGGAGCAGGAUGGCUCGCUUAGCACAGCAUCACGGUUCAAUCACAAAUUACGAGAUAAAUUUACAAUACAAAUACGUGUUUUUGAUAAUGGCACGCCUCCACUCUACUCGGAUACGUGGGUGACGAUAAAAAUAAUUGAGGAAAGUCAAUAUCCUCCAAUUUUAACACCUUUAGAGAUAACUGUCAAUUCCUUUGAAGAUGAAUUUUCUGCUGCAUUUUUAGGAAAAGUUUAUGCCACUGACCAAGAUCAAUAUGAUGAACUAACAUUUGCCGUAGCUUCAACUAUUGAAGAAACAUAUCAAACUUCAAAACUAUUUAGAAUUACCAAUAAAUCUGGUGAAAUUUAUUCCACUUCCAACCUGGAUAUUGGUCUAUAUAAACUAAAUGUGUCCGUCACUGAUGGAAAGUUUACCGUAUUCACCACUGUGAAAAUUAACGUCGAACUCAUAACGAUGGAUAUGGUCAAAGAAGCAAUAGUAAUCAGAUUUAGUAAAAUUGCGGCGUCAGAUUUCUUACUAAGUCACAGGAAAGGGUUCAUUCGUUCCAUACGAAACGUGAUGAGAUGCCGUCAAAAAGACGUGAUUUUAAUAUCUUUGCAAGAGCAAGUUCGCAAUCCUUUGGCAAAUCGAGACCAAUAUUCCACGGACUUAAACGUCGUCUUUGCAGUUCACAAGCAACAGAUAAUUCCCAGUUCAGACGCCUUUAUUAGCAGUGAUGAGAUUCGCUUAGCUGUUAUCAGUAAAGAAAUUGAAAUUGAAAACGAAUCCAAUCUUAUAAUUGAAGAAAUUCUACCAAGUUUUUGCCAAACCAAAGAAAACAUUUGUGUGAACGGAGUCUGCAAACAAUUGAUAAAUAUGGAAAAAAACAAUAUCACAACAAUUUACACCGAUGUUAUAAGCUUCGCUGCGCCCUCUUAUGGUUUAAUUAACAAAUGCGUGUGCAAGCCCGGCUUUGAUGGCAAAAACUGCAAUGAAACAGUUAAUGCAUGCUCUUCAGAUCCGUGUCCACCUCAGAGGAAUUGCUUGCCAUCAGAAUCUGCAACGCGAUAUCAAUGUGUCUGCCCAAAGGGAUACUCAGGUUCAUUUUGCGAAAUCAAAUCUUCAAAGUGUGACAAUGGCACCUGUGAUGCUUUCUCUUCAACAGCAGUUUCAUUUGGCGGCAAAAGUUAUGCUCAUUACAAAAUUAAUAAAUCAAAGGCCAAAAACAUUUUAGAAAAUCAGUUUGCCUACUCUCUUCAAAUCAGGACAGUACAACAAAGCGGUACACUUUUAUAUGCAAGCGGAAAAGUGGAUUACAAUGUUUUAGAACUUGUAAACGGAGCUGUAAAAUACAAAUUCGACUUAGGAUCAGGCGAAGGCGUUGUAAGCGUAUCUAGCAUUUAUAUUUCCGAUGGCGCGUGGCAUACCAUCACUUUGGAACGAACUCUUAAUAGUGCCAAGCUAACUGUAGAUAAUAAACAUGUUUCCCAGGGCAGCGCUCCUGGAGUUAAUGGCAUAUUGAAUAUUCAGUCAAAUGAUAUCUUCGUGGGAGCUGAGGUUCGACCGCAUCCCUCAAUCAUUGGCUAUGAAGAUAUUCAACGUGGCUUUAUUGGUUGUAUGGCAAACAUUAAAAUUGCCAUGGAGCCAUUACCUUUAUACAUUUCCGGAGGCAGCACAAUUGCAGCUCUUAAGAGAUUUACAAAUGUGGAGUUCAAGUGUGAUCCUGCCAAUGUUCUGGUCAGUUUGGGAGUUUGUGGUACUCAACCAUGUUUGAAUAGCGGCAUUUGUAGGGAUCUUGGAAAUGAUAAUUUUAAAUGUAUUUGCCAUGCGCGAUUUUCUGGUGAAUUAUGCGAAAUUGAUUUAGAUCCGUGCUCGUCAGCGCCGUGUUUAUUUGGAGGUCGCUGUGAAAAUCAACUGCCAAGUAAUUAUACAUGCAUUUGUCCGAUACACUUGUCCGGAAAGAGAUGUGAAUAUGGAAAAUUUUGCACACCAAACCCUUGCAAAAAUGGAGGAAUAUGCGAAGAAGGCGACGGUGUGUCCCAUUGCAUGUGCCGAGGAUUUACUGGACCGAACUGUGAAAUUGACGUAAACGAAUGCGAAAAUCAACCAUGCGGAAAUGGAGCAACUUGUAUCAAUGAAGCUGGUAGUUUUCGAUGCAUAUGUCCUUCGUUUCUUACUGGUGCAAGUUGCGGAGAUCCUCUUUAUUCGAAUUCUAUUUCGACCAAAUUGAAAAACUUUUCAAUUGAGCAUAUAAGUGGAAUAAUAUCGGGAAUCACCACAGUUCUCAUCAUCAUCAUAAUAUUGUUGGUCUGUUUUGCUUUUAAAAGAAACACGUCUACAGGCGCCAGAAAUCGAAACGAAAAAAUUAAAAAUAAGCACUCUCUUAAGCAAGCGAACCUUAACUCACUUCUCGACAAAGAUAAUCUUUGCAAAUCGAACGCUAAAAUAAGCAAUUUAGAAAUCAGCCAACGACCAAUAAGCUAUUCGCCUCCAAUAAACGAUAGCCUAUUUAUUAGUAAUACAACGUUUGUAAAUAAUUUAGAUAUAUUACGAAGUUACGGCUCCGCUGGUGAUGAGCUUGAAAAUAUACCAUUCGAAUAUCAAAAAGUAAAUCGAACUAAUCAACAUGUUAAUAUUAAUCCGAGCAAUUUAAUCGACGCAGACGGCGGACAUAAGCAAGAGUGGUGCGAACAAAUACACUUAAAAACAUUUAACGAGAAUAAGCUGAAUAACGAACGCAGAGUUGACUAUGGCUUUCCAAUUAACCGACUUUCAAGUGGAAAACUAAUUCAGGUAGCAAUGCCUAACGUCUGUCAUUCCACAUCGAACGCAAACUUUGUUGAUUCUGCUGGUAAUGGGCAAUAUCACUGGGACUGUUCGGAUUGGGUACGGAAAAGCCAUAAUCCAUUACCGGAUAUAACAGAAGUUCCUGGUGCCGAAGUCGCGGACUCAUCGAGCUUCCAUAGUAAUGACAGUAAUGAGUCUAAAUCAAAACGAAAAUAUUUAGUUCAUGUAGAAGAUAUCGAUCCAACUAGAGAUAUAGUUGCUCUAAAUGAAGACAUGGUAUUUGAAUAUGGGGAUUCGGAGAUAGACAGCUGUAUUCAACCAUUUAUGUUGCCGAAUUUAAGCAAUGAAUCCCGUUCAAGGCUAAGUUCAUUUAAUAAAAGCGAGAAUGAAGACUACAAACUAAAUACAGUGCCUUUCCAAUCAAAAUCAAAUCGAUUGCGCAAAGUAUAUUUACGACAUCCUGAUUCAUAUUUACCGACGAUACAUACGCCAAGUGACACGGAGGCGGAAAGCUCUAAUAACGAAACACCUAUGCUUAAGAAAGAGUUAUCAAGUAGAAGAGCAAUUAGCGGAAAUUCUGAGGAAAUAUAUCUGUUUCCAUAUGCGGCCGGUAAAACUGGUUCAGACAGCAAUAUCUCUGUUCGACUUUGUGAAAUUGAAGAUUCGGAAUUAGAAGACUUUCUUCCGAUGCAAGGAAAAUAUAGUAGUGAAUGACAUAUUAAUUGUAUAAAAUCAUAGAUUUUAACUUUGGCCAUGACUCUGUUUCUUUUUCUACUGAUUUUAUAUGAAAUAAAACUAUACAAGUAUAAUUAUAUUUUUAAUAAGAAUA